AUGUCCCUGAGUCUGACCUGCACCGUGUGGGGAGACCCGACUCCCGAGGUCACAUGGUUCAAGAACGAGCAGGAAGUGGCCUGCACCGAACACACCAAGAUCACCUUCGACGGCGGCAAGUUCGCCAGCAUGGUGAUCAACAAGGUGACGCCCGAGGACUCCGGCAAGUACAGCAUCAACGUGAGGAACAAGUACGGCGGCGAGUUUGUGGAGAUCACCGUCAGCGUCUACAAGCACGGCGAGCAGAUCCCAGAGCCCAAACUGGGACAGGCCAGACCCCCGUCCACCGCGCCCCCUCCCUCCUCUACCCCGGCCCCACCCAAGUCCCCCGGCCCGCCCUCCAAGACCCCUACCCCCACGCCUUCCAAGUCGCAGACCCCAGCCCCGUCCGUGAAGAGCCCGACCCCAGCCCCGUCCGUGAAGAGCCCAACCCCAGCAUCCACCCCGGCCUCCACCCCUGGCCCCAAGUCACCCACCCCGACCCCGCCCCGUGGAGUGAAAUCGCCUACCCCGCCCCGCUUCAUGAAGUCCCCCACUCCUCCGCGGAAGUAG
Messenger RNA from Knipowitschia caucasica, 552 nucleotides. The record is from the annotation of a GenBank genome assembly. Lineage: Eukaryota; Metazoa; Chordata; Actinopteri; Gobiiformes; Gobiidae.